This is a messenger RNA of Pseudo-nitzschia multistriata, 3055 nucleotides long. NCBI's taxonomy places the organism in Eukaryota, Bacillariophyta, Bacillariophyceae, Bacillariales, Bacillariaceae. The record is from the annotation of a GenBank genome assembly.
ACUAUGGUACUUUUUCUUUUGUUAUGCACUGCAAUCACUGUCACGGUUGUGGCAAAUUCUUAUAUUGAUGAAGUUGAUAGUUCUUCGUCUAGUCGGACCCGCCCUUUGAAUGAGGGCGGGAUUGACGCAACUCCAAAAAACAUUAUUUUGUUCAUGACGGACGAUCAAGAUGUCACGGCCAAUUCAAUAGAUCCCAGCAUCAUGCCAAAGUUGAACCGAUUGUUUCGGGAGGGGGGUAUGGAAUUUUCAAACUACUACGUAUCAACUGGCUUAUGCUGUCCAAGUCGUGCCACCAUCCUUCGAGGACAGUAUUGCCACAAUACCGAAGUUUUCGACAAUGGGGACAUGAACAACUCCACGUAUCAGAGCGGAGGGUGGUCCAAGUUCUUGGAUACUGGUUUGGAAAAUGAAACGAUUGCUACAUUGCUGCAAUCAGCUGGAUACGAAACAGCAAUGGUUGGAAAAUAUAUGAACGGGUACAACGUAUACGACGAAAAAGCAGGACUCCACAAACCUCCCGGUUGGGACCAUUGGAUGGGAUUACUCAAGUGUUUUAACUUUUAUGGUCCAAUAUUUUCCGAUAAUGGCGAACGGAUUUUAAAAACAAACAAAACAGUUUAUCAAACAGACUUCAUCCGAGACUGGGUGUUGGAUUUUCUGACGAAAAAACGAGAUUCAUCGAAGCCAUUCUUUCUUAUGGUGACACCCUUUGCUCCGCAUACUCCAUCCACCCCAGCCAAGCGACACGAACACCUUUUCUCCGACGCCAUUUUCCCGCGUUAUGAUUCUUUCAAUCCUUCCGACGAUGUUCAACAACAGCGCCCGGCUUGGAUAAAAGACAUUCCCCCUCUCACGCAGGAACAAAUAGACGGUAUGGAUAACUUUUAUCGCAACCGAUUGCGAUCACUCCAAGCUGUCGACGAGGCUUUGGAAAGCAUCACGGAAACACUAGAAUUUCUGGGAUUGACCGACGACACCUUUUUUAUAUAUACCUCAGGUGAGAGAAAUAAGGGGAUAUAUCCGUAUGUACUGUGCUUCUCUCCAAGUAGUUCUCUUCGAAUUUGCUCUGCUUGGAAUGUAUUUUACAUUUUCUUUGCAUACAUGCUCUCUGAUUAACUUUCUCACCUUAACGUGGUGUACGAUGCUAUCAAUUCAAAACUGCAAAAGACAACGGUCAGCACUUCGGCGACCAUCGCAUCCCAGCUGGCAAGCGCCAGGCAUAUGAAACAGAUGUGUUGGUGCCCUUUUUGAUUCGAGGUCCAGGAAUUCAGAAAGGCUCAAAGUCCUCUCAAAUUGUUCAAAGUGUUGAUCUUGGGCCAACAUUUUUGGAUGUGGCCACUCGUUCGAAUCAAUACAAUAAGAGAUCUAAAGGCAAGAUUUUGAAAUCUACCUACCCGAUGGAUGGAAAAUCAAUAAUGCCCAUCAUGACAGCUAAUUCACUGGGUACUUCCGAAGUAAAUGACUUUCGCUGGGCCGCCUUACUGGAAAUGUACAGUGGUAGCUCCAAUAUUGGUGAGCGUUACAAGGAUAUCAAAGGAUAUUAUCAAAACCACAUGGUACGUCCGCAAUACUAAGUAAUUUGAAUCAUUGAGAGUCACCAAAAAAAAUCAUUUCUGAUUGCCAAAAUUCUUGUGUUCGAUCCGAUAAACGACUCGUAUUGUUUCAAGUAUCCAAAUACCUAUCAGGCUGUCCGAGUCAUUCACGGUCCAGCUGACUGGGCCAGGGGAGCAAACUUAUUAUAUGUUGAAUGGUGUACUGGGGAACAGGAGUUGUACAACAUGACUGUUGAUCCACACCAAAUCCAUAACCUUGCAACUUCCAACGACCCCGACGACAUUAUCCCGUUGUUGGACAAGCUCAAUAGAGUCGUAGCAACGCUGGGCAAUUGUAAGGGUACAGAAUGCUACGAGCUACGAGGCCAGCAUAUUCAUGCUUUGCUCGAAGAUAAUUUCAAUGAUACGAGUGGUUUGAAAAGGAUCCUAAAAAAAGGAGCCAUGCAAUCGUCGAUCCGAAAGCGCAUUCCCUGUCAUGAUCCAAUAAAGGCGACGGGAGAUAAAAGGAAUGAUAUGAAUCUCGGACGGAAGUCUUUUGCUUAUGACCUGUAUGUGCCCGAGCCAUUUGUAUAUGGAUUCCCUUUUUCAGACGGAGACAAUCUUAGCGAAGAAUUGCUACAGAUAUGGAAUGAACAUGAACAUUACUUUCACUAGUUCAGUACGAGUAGCAACGGAAAAAGUGUAUGGAUGGCACAUAUUUUACUAUAGAACUUUAAGUAUUGCUAUGGUCUGCUAAAUACAGAGUCCAUUCCUUUGUACGGAACGAAUUUCCGUUUUUUCCAAAUUUGUCUUUCAACGGCUUUGAGUUCAUCAGUAUCGUGACUUGCAACACAGACGGAGGCGGUGAGGUCGUAUCGAUUCCAGAGUUCUGAUAUGCUAUCUUUACCCUCGUGAUUGACCGUAUUUUUGGUGACAUUUUUUGGUUGUGUUGGAGACUGUGGCAGAUUCAAAAGUUCCUGAUGCUGUGGUGAUGGCGGUUGCGACACAGCACCAUCGUUUUUCGAAUCUUCCGUGACUGCUGUGCUUUCUUUCGGAGGGUUUUGCUUCGAACCAUCAUCGGCUGUAGGUUUCGAAUCACCACUAGACGAGUUCCUUUCCUUUGGCGGUAAAUGCGCCACACCAGAAUAUAUCUUUCUGUACUUCACAGGAGAGAUAUCUUCUUUCGAGGACCGUUUCAUCGCAACGGAAAUCUUGGCAGUGCCUAUACCAUUGGUAGAAAAGACGCUUUUUUGGGUCGCUAUCGCAGAGGAGUUUGUUCCAUGUUGUAUUUUUGCUUCCAUCCCGGGAUCUUGUGGCAACGAAGUACUUUUCCGGGAGGAAUCGUUGGACGAUGCUUUCAUUCCGAAUGCAUCAUCCAUUUUAUUUGCGCCGUUUUCUUGGUCUUCUUUGGAUUCGUCUGUCGAUUCCUUUCUUUCUUCCCUUGGGACCUCAAUAGUGUCGGUCUUCCCCAUCUUUCACUUGUUUUUUCUUCCUGACCGUUGAGUUGAUUAUCUCACCUACGA